This is a messenger RNA of Sesamum indicum (sesame), 2569 nucleotides long. RefSeq names its product Nucleic acid-binding proteins superfamily. The record is from RefSeq and is a predicted model, not a curated record. NCBI's taxonomy places the organism in Eukaryota, Viridiplantae, Streptophyta, Magnoliopsida, Lamiales, Pedaliaceae.
CCAUUUUAGCUAGGGUUUCAAACUCCUCUCUCUCUCUAGAUCUGAGGAAAAAUGGACUCUCCCAAUGAUCAGGUGCUUGGUGACUUCAUGAUCGACAAUGAGACCGGAGCUAUGGAAAUACAACAGUCAGAUGUUAUAGAAGAAGAAGAGGAAAAGGAUCCAUUUCUCAAAUUCAUCAACUACGCCAAGUCGAUUCUGUAUCAGAAUGCAGGUGAUUUAGAAGAAGAUUCGGUGCAUUGUCCGGGUUGGAGCUGGAUUACGAAUCGGAUUAUCAAAACUUGCGUUGCUUACUCGAGUGGUGUAACCCCUGCUAUUCUGCUCUCCGAACUUUCUCUGGCCUGGAAUGAGUACAAUAGAAGUGGAGCUCCAAAAAAACAGCCAGACUUCAUUGCCAAGUUAAAGAGGAAGCAUAAGAGAGCAAAGCUCCCAAACACCAUUACAAUUGAUUCAAUAUAUGAGAAGAAGUUCUUGUCGUUGAGUAGUGUCAUUGAAGCAGUUAUAAUUGAUGCUUUCACUCUUCCAGGAACAAACAUCUACAUGCUGACUUUGGGGGAUAUUUGGAGCUCCAAUACUAUAGAUCUUUAUCUUCACAGGAGGUUUUACAGCAUUGCUGAUCCCAAAAAUGGGAUUCUGAGAAAAGGCCGUGAAGUUUUGUUAACGGGUUGCUAUCUUCGGGUUGCCACAGGAAGUUCAGUGUUUGCACGUCUUUUACCAACUGAGUAUUUUGUUGUACUGCUGGAUGAGGAUGAAGAUGAUGAUGCCAUGCUUCUCGGAGCACAGUUUUGUUCUGAUUCCUUCUCUUCAAUUUCUCUUGAUGCGGUGAAGGAAGGGGCAUCUUAUUCAUUGUAUGCAAGAAUUGAGCAUAUAGGACCAUUGGAAGUUCAGGGUAAAUAUGGCAGCUUACAGAGGAAACAAAUUACACUUGUUGAUAAUGAUGGAAUUAGAUUAAAGUUUUUUCUCUGGGGAGAGCAGGUCCUAGUUGCCAAUCUGUUCAGUGUCGGAAGUAUGCUUGCCAUUGAUAGGCCUUUUGUCGCUAGUGAUAUAGAUAGUUCUGUUGAACUUUGCGAUGAAAUUUGCCUGGAAUAUGGUAGUGCAACCCAGUUAUAUUUGGUGCCUCUUAUUCUGCACAAGGAACAAGUGUGCAUUACACAGAACCAUUAUCCAGGAUCGAGGUUGUCAACUGCCUCAAAUCUGAGUCAGGGACCUAUAGUUUCUCAAGUGACAUUACCUUGUGAUUCUCAAGGGUCCAUUGACUUCAGCAAUUACCCCUUCCGAUCUUAUGUUGUUGAUCUACGGGACAAGAUGACCGGCAUUAGUCUCUAUGGGAUUGUUACAAGCAUAAGAGCAUCAGAGGGCAUGUUUUCUUUGAGGAUUGAAGAUACAUCUGGAGCAAUAUGGGCAAAGCUACAUUUUGUUACAUCUUGGUCGCUUGGAAGAUUGGAGAUGGGUCACACUGUCUACAUAUCUGGAUUAAGCUCUUUGCUCACUCCACUAAAAAGCCUUGAACUAUCUUGGUAUGAGAAUGGCACUGGAUCGUCAUUCUUCAAUUUGAGUUGCUUGCCAGCUUUCCUCAAUACAUCUUGUCUUCACAGAUUAUUGUGUCUUUCUGAUCUAUCCAUCCACACAAGCGGUGUACAGGUAUGCCGUGUAUGGCUGGAUCAGAUUGAACACUGUCAUGUAGAUACAGGAUUUAUGCAUACCCUUUGUGGUCAACUUAUUGAUAAGAAGGCGCCUAGUGGAGAUCCUGAAUGCAAAUUCUGCCAUAGAAUUUGCAAUGGUGAAGUGGAGCGCACCUUCCAUUUGAAGAUUACUCUGGCAGAUGACACAGCAAAGGUUUUUGCCUGGUGCAUCGGCCAGACUGCUGCUGAGUUGCUGCAAAUAUCUCCCAAUGAAUUCUAUGAACUACCCGAGGAAGAACAAAUCAUGUAUCCAUCAUCCCUUGAGCAUGAAAAGUUUAUUGUAGCAAUUGUGAACAGCAGAAGGCAGGAAUGUGGAGCGUUUAUGGAGCGAGAUCAUGACAUGGUUGAUUGGGAGGUCACUCGCGCAAUCAAGUGUGAAUGAAUAUAAUUGGUCGGUGUGGGCUAGGGUUUCUUUAUUUAUCAAGUGUCAAAUAGUAAAUGAACAAUGUACUUAAAACAAUGCGGUCACAAGUGGAAGAAAGGGGUUGAAAUCCUCUCCAUUAUAUACAAAUACUUUGGAUUAUGUCAUAUCAGUCAGAUUUGUAAAAACAAUAUCUGGAUGUGGGCAUAAACGGAUAUUGUACCAAACCCAUGUUUUGGAGAAAAUAAUGUAGGAUUAUUAUUCCAUUAAUCCAGCUUUGACUUUUUUCCUCACCAAACUCAGUAUCUUUGCAUCCAACAGCCUGCAAUAAUAGUCCACAUGUAUAUUCUCCAAAAGGAAUCAACUAGGAUGUGAAGAACAAAGAAGAAAUUACUGCUCUACUGCUGUUCCAUUUCAUUAUAGUUCUACAUUAGUGAAGGUUCAAAGGUAAACCGGGCAUGCCUAGCAUUUGUAGUCUGUCUGAAUGUACACAUUGACUCAAAGUUAAAUGAACCAAAACCGGGUAAAA